Lymnaea stagnalis (great pond snail) is the source of this 11581-nucleotide messenger RNA. Lineage: Eukaryota; Metazoa; Mollusca; Gastropoda; Lymnaeidae. The record is from the annotation of a GenBank genome assembly.
AUGAGGGCAUUUAGUGUUUUUUCGCUGUUCUUGGUUUUAUCCGUUGCUUGGGCUAGACCUCAUGUUUUCAGGAGGGAAUCCGGUAAGUAAAAAACAGCGAGAACUAUAUUUCUCCAGAAUAUCUUCAUUUUUUAAUUUUGUUGUUGUUGCUGUCGGUGUUUUGUUGUUUGUUUUCGUUAAACGUUAUUUUGAAAUAAAAUAUGGUAAUCUACCGCUUGAGCGUCGGUUAUGAAAAAAUUGUAUUGAUCCGGUUUGAAGUGCUAGAGCUAAACGGUUUUUAUUUUAUUGAUAAGAUAAAAUUCUUUUAUUGAUCAAAAUAAAUGGAAAUGUUGUUUUUUUUUUUUUAAAUGACAGUGUACGCAUUCAUUUAAGUACAUAUAUUAAAGACAACAUUUUUAAAAUAGAAAAAGGGAACUCUUUAAUAAUUUAUCAAGUAGAAAUUUUUAUUACUAUUUAAAGUAUAAAAAUAAAACAGAGUUGAGUUUAUAUCAUCUCCAUGAAAGCGCUUGCGGAACAUGAACUCAUGCAAAUAUUAAGGGAAAAGAUCACGGCUUGUGCCAAACUGUCUUUUCAGUUUGAGCUUUCCGUGCAUCUACAAUGGUUUAUCCAGUCUGUGAGGGGACACCAGCGUCAUUUGGACUGAAAACGUGUUGUUGACGGACAACAACGGAGUGUUCUUAGAUUCCGCGUCUGAUCUGGUUGAUGUUUGUACAAGCCGCCAAUCCAUCUGAUACAAUAAGUGAGCCUGGCAGAACAUAUCGCUCUGUGCACUGCUAUAACGUGAUCGCACGUCAUUCUGACACUACAACGAAAAAACAGCGCCCACUCUCUCUCUUUAUAUGCCACCGAAAACCUAGUGGCCCUCUCCAAUGUACUAUUAACGGACAUCAAUAACAAAUAAUCGUUUGAAUGUCACUUCAAACCGGAACAAUAUGAUUUUUUUUAUUAAACGACGCUGAAGUGGUAAAUUGCUUAAAAUAUAUUAUAGAAACCAGUCCUUAAAUUAAAAAAAAAAAUGUGUGUGUGUGUAAAUUGAUACCAGUCGUUAAAUAAUACUCAUGGCAGUGCCAUGCUUUGUUGUAUGACGCAUUUAUAGUGACCAAAAAGCAAAACGAUACAUAUACACCCAACACUUAUUUAUACAACAUUUCACAACGUUGUGCUAAGUAUAGAGAACAUAGAAUUUAAGCACAUAUUAUUAUCGAGAUCACAAUUUAUUUAUAUCUUUGAAAUUUUUGAGGAUCCUCGACUUUUUUAUUCUGAAAUAAAGACAUAUUAUAAUAUUAUAAUUUCAAAAAGUGCAUGUAUAUAUCUAAAUUUAAAACAUUUUCAUACAACAAAGAAUGAAAGCUAUACAGCAUCUACAAUUCAAUUAUAAAUCUAGUUAAUCCAUUAGAAUUGCCGACAUAAUGAAAUGACUGAUAUUUAUGAAGUUUUUUGUUGUUGUUGCCGAUAUUGUCUUGUUAAUUGUAGGCUACAUUGUAAGUUAUCGUCCAUAUCUCGAUUCGGUUUUCAGUACGGCCUGCCUUAUCUGCAGGGCAGUGCCUUAUCUGCAGGGCAGUGCCUUAUCUACAGGGCAGUGCCUUAUCUGCAGGGCAGUGCCUUAUCCGCAGGGCAGUGCCUUAUCUGCAGGGUAGUGCCUUAUCUGCAGGGCAGUGCCUUAUCUGCAGGGCAGUGCCUUAUCUGCAGGGCUGUGCCUUAUCUGCAGGGCAGUGCCUUAUCUGCAGGGCAGUGCCUUAUCUGCAGGGCAGUGCCUUAUCUGCAGGGCAGUGCCUUAAAACAUUUUUUUUUUAAAACUUGGUUUCUCACCACUCCCUUGCCUCUCUAGCUCCAGCCUUCAGCAAUAGCUCCAUCUGUAUUGACGCAAUAAAUUGGAAAUAGCUACUGGUUGGACAAUACUCUGCUCUUAACUGAGUCCCCAUGCUCUGGGACGGGUGACAUAGUUUCGACCAUGGUUUACUUUUUUCACGUUCGCGGCAUUUUUCCACCUAAUCGCCCUACUUCUUUAAAAUUUGCUUUAAGCCACCAUUUUAACAACUAAGUGUGUCAUUGAAAUUUCUUGGCUGGGGCCGGGUGGCCCACUAUAUGUUCACCAAAGCGUCUGCUCGCUCAGUUCCAUCCACACAUGUGUGCCUGGAAUCCAAUGGAUGGAAAGUGCCCUUUUCACUUUGGAUGAAAUCUAUUAGAUCAAAGAUGGGACUUAGAAUCGAAACGCAAAUCGAGCAGUUUCGAAAAUCUCUCGGGGUCAAACAGCAGGUCAGUGAAGUCUAGGGCUCAGGGGGCUUUUAUCCUUUGGGGAAAGGGCCCACUGAUGCAAAGUUUUACUGACUUUAUUCAAAACAAAAUUCAUUUCCUAAGAUAAAUAAAAUGAUUUCUAAAAAGCGUAUUUUCUGUGUCUUUUAUUAAGUGACAUUAUAAGAAUCGUCAUUUGAUCUGUUGUCCCAUUUUUUUAAAAAUGAAAACACCCAGAGAUAUUAUGUUGAACCCCCCCCCCCACUAAAAGUCAUGGAAACAAUAAUUUUGAAAGCUUUUUGUUUAGUAACGCAACCACCUUACUCACUUCCGAUAGUUUUUUUUUUAAUUGCUCGCUCCCAAUAUCCAAAGAUUUCCAAGAACAUUCAAUACCAACAAAAAUAAUUUACCCAAUUGCACAUCUUAUUGUAACAAUGACGCCAAAGGGAAACAUGCCAAUGAAAUCACUGGUGAGUGAUGACUGGGUUGCAGGUAGUGAGUCACAGGACUGGAGUUCACAUUAAUUUACCUUUAAUUGUCAACAGCAGUAAUCCACCCCCAACCCCAAACCACAAGCAGAAAUAACAUGCUGAAGUCGAAGCACUGUGCCGUAUUGGUACAAAUUAUCUAAUAAAACAGCACAAAAAAUCCACGAAUAACGUUUUGAAUAAACCAUCGUUUAAUGUUAUAGUUAAACUCUUAAAGUUUGGAAGUUCUUAUAAAAUUAAAACAUAAUAUUCGCCGUAUUUUCUAUCAGUCUCAUUAUUAUAGUAUAAAAAGAUUUCUCAAAUUCUCAGUCAUUUUUUUUUAGUCUUGCUAACUCUGCAGGCACCUUCCUUCUGUAAACUUGAGAAUCGGUGACUUCGAGAAAGCGAUUCAAACUUUGUUAAAAUACUCCUCAGACGAUGAAAGUAAGAAAAAACACCCUUGCAAAAAUCUUAAGUUGUACAUUCAUUUUUAUUACAGAUUGCGUUUUUUAAAAAUCCUUUUUACUAAAUUCACUUUUGUUCGUGUUUUUCUUGCAAGAUGAGUGUGUGGCAAAAUCUUCUGACGGCUAAUUGACCCACUUCCCGUCAACCUGUCGAGCUGAAACUUGGCACAUAGACUUGUUACCAAUGGCAGCAUAUUCUCUCAUAUUUUCAGCCAUAUCCACAACCCGCAAAAAUCAGUUUUUCCUUUAUUUUCAAGGGGAAGGUGAAGGAAAUAUGAUGACACUGAUUUCGCGAAAUAAAAUUCCCGAGAAAUGCGCUAAAUGAGAUUCUUUCUCUUUUUUGUUGUUGUAAAUAUCGCAAAUGCGUUUGGUGCGUGAUAUUUUAUUUUUUUCCCCCUGAAAUAGUUGGUGAUAUAAAUCUGCGGUGGGACUUUAGAAUAUUAAUAUAAAAUUUAAACAAAAAUAUAUAUGAAAAAUGCAUGUACAGGAUUUUUGCGAAAAACUUUGUUUUUAGAGGUUAUAAAAUAAUAUUUAAAGUUUCAUAAACCACUGAAAAUGUACAGUUAAUGAUAUUUCAAAGCAGAUUGAUAUUUUAUAAUGCAUACUUAAAUGAAGAACAUGUAAAUAUUAUGCAUUAUGAUUAAAUCAAUUCAAGUAUCAAUUUUAAUAUUCAAAUACAAGUUAUUCAUUCAAAUUCAUGACGGGGCUGAAGUUUAAUCUGUUCUCACUGGGAUUAUUCAAUUAAUAAAUUUAAAAAAAAAAAAAAAUCUACUUCCCAUUUUGUCCCAUCAGCAGUGUGACACGUGAACAUGCCCUUAGGAGAGGCUUGGACAGUUCAUGUUAUGGAUUAGCCAGAUUAGUUCCACCUUACUUCCUGCUUAGCGGCUAGGGGUGAAUGAGAAGAUUGACAGGCCUGCGAAAAUGAGAUUAGACUUUAAACAGAGUGAACGUGCAUUGAGCCGAAGGCUGUUGAGGACAUUGUCCACUUAGCACAUUGGCCAUUUAGCACAUUUUGGAUUCAAUGAGGGAAAACCGUCUGCCAUAUAACUAUAAUGCAGCCAGCUUACUUUCAGAACAGAGGGCAACUGCUGUUCAAAAAUCUAUUUAAUUUCCUUAGAAAAUUCAGACACUACUACUCGCGAAACCAUCAUAAGAUCACGAGACUACGUACAAAGUUUUCACUAUCUGAAAGCAAUAAAAUAUGAAAAGCAUAAAUAUCUUCUGAAAUAUAAUUAGUAUAAAAAAUUAUAUAUAUAUGCAGAGAAUUGAUACCUUCUGAAAUAUAAUUAGUAUAAACAAGUAUAAGUAUAAGUCAUAUAUUCAUAAUCCCCCAAAAUCAAGUAAAAUAUUGGGGCUUCACAAGUGUCAAAGGACUUCUGAAAAGGUUUGGAAAAGAGUGGGGGCCGAGGGAUUACAGUAUGUAACCAAACUACAUAAGUAGGUCAUUGCCUCCACCUUGCCUGUCAUUUGCAGAGGCGUAGCUAGAAUUUGUGACCCCCGGGGCCAUCCUUGACUUUGCCAAAAUCCCAAAACAUGCAGAAUUCAUAUAAAAACAUAAACCAUAAACAGUAUAAGCAGGGAAGUGAGUGAAAAUCCCCGUCCUUCUUAGAAACUGCUGAACAAGGCGAACACCCUUCCACCCCCCCCCCCUUUUCUUCUUACGCCAGUGGCUUAUACCUUCACGACUACAACAUUUGCCUGGUGUGGGUGGGAUGAGGGGGUUCCAUGAACUAAAAUAAGUUGAAUCGAUGCCUUGUAGACAAUUAUCCGCCGUAACCUUUAACAAAUUAUCCAUUACAAUAUUGUUAUGCUUUGUACUUUUCCAGGUCAAGAAAAUGGUAGCCAAGGUCCACAGAAACUGGGUACGUGUCGACGUAGUUGGUGAUGUGUAUGUUGUUAUGGAAAUGAUGUUAUGCGUGUUGAAAUAGGAAUGAUGUUAUGCAUGUUGAAAUAGGAAUGAUUUUAUGUAUGUUGAAAUAGGAAUGAUGCUAUGCAUGUUGAAAUAGAAAUAAUGUUAUGCAUGUUGAUAUAGGAAUAAUGUUAUGCAUGUUGAAAUAGGAAGGAUGUUCUGUAUGUUGAAAUAGGAAUGGUGUUAUGUAAUGCGUUUAACUGGUGUUGUUGAUGUGUUCAUUUUAUUGUACAUCACCUGCUCGGAAAUCUGAAUGUUGACGUUACAAAAAAUAUAUGGUCAAUGAUACCGAUUAGUAAAAAGAAAUUGGAGAACCAUUCGAAGAGGGGGCGAUUCAAGUCAGAAUCAUACAUUCUAGAACUUACUGUGGGGGAUUUUAUCAGAGCUGUACUUACUCUCCAUCCAAAUACUCCCAUGAUAAAACACACUCUUACAUUUACACACACACACAUACACAGACUCCAAUGUUCACAAACACCAUCCUGUUGCCACCUACUGACAUUCUCCGCCAACCAGCAAACCGUGCUUGGUUGAAACACAACGAACUUUGCCACGCAAGUGAUGCGUAAAUUCGAACAGUUCGAAGACCCCCCUCAUUUAUAGGAGGAGCCCCAACUAACCACCAAAACAUUUUAAAAAUCUAUUUCGGUACAAGCCAAUCCAGUUUUUUCUUUUUGUUGUUGUUUUUGUUGUCGCGUUGUUUGGCUCAGACAUAAUUGUCCACUGUUUUAGAAUGAUAGAGCACGGUCUAACGCAAUGCAUCCUGAAUGAACUGUUCAUUUGUCACCUCUAUGAACUGUUAAUUAAGUGGUCACUUCGGUGAACUGUUAAACUGUCACCUCGAUGAACUAUUAAUGUGUUUCAUUGAGCUGUUAACUUUCAACUCAGUAAACUGUUAAUUUGUCACCUCAGUGAACUUUUAAAUCGUCACUUCAGUGAACUGUUAAAAUGUGAUCUCAGUGAACUGUUAAAUUGUCACCUCAUGUAACUAUUAAAUUGUCUCCUCAAUGAACGGUUAAAGUAUCACCUCACUCAACUGUUAAAUUGUCAUCCAAACAGCUCGUUUGUCCCCACCUCUUCAAGAGGCCACCGCCAGCCCUGCGCCCAAUGUAGCGACAGGAGGUAAGAAAGUGGUGCUGGCCAUUUACAUUUACCAAUCAAUGAACUGUUAAACUGUCAUCUCUAUGAACUGUUAAAUUGUCACCUUAAUGAACUUUUAAAUUGUCACCUCAGUGAACUGUCAAAUUAUCACCUUAGUAAACUAUUAAAUUGUCACCUCUGUUCAGCUGUCACCACAAUGAUCUGUUAAAUUGUCAUCCAAACAGCUCAUUUGUCCCAAGCUCCCCAAGAGGCCACCGCCAGUCCUGCGCCUAAUGUAGCGACGGGAGGUAAGAAAGUAGGGCUAGCAAUUUACAUUAACCAAACAAUGACGCGGCAACACAAUCUGCUAAUAAUUUUGAUGAAGAUUUUUUUCCCCCUCUCUUCUGCUGAGUUGAAGUUGAGAACAUUAAUGGCACUUAAAUUGGGGAUUACAUUAAGUACACGUCUAUUGCAACAGAAGAGUUUGUGUCAUGGAAGCAAUAGUAAUAAGACAAAAUUACCACCUCACUAUGCACUAAAAUAUCCUGACAAGAUGCUUAACGUCAAUAAUGUAAAAUUAACCAUAGACUUUAAUUAUAAUUAUUUUUUUUAAUAACGUAAUUAUUCUGAUUGGUUCUUAUAUACAGUGGGUAUAGUUUGACCUGCUUUGUGCACAAAAAAAAAAAAAAAAUAAAAAAAAUUCCAGAGCUUAAAAAAAGGUACAAAACCAACAUCAUGUUUCAACUUCUAAACUCUGUAGCUGCAAAAAUUCAUUAAAAAACCCCAUUCCGUAUUUAAAAUAUAAAUAAAUAAACAUACGGGUCUUAUCGCCUACGAAUUGUGUUUAAGUAAAAUAAAGUCACGUGAUUAACUAAAGUAAAUACAAAAAAUAGGUUAAUUGAUAUUUCGUUUAUGCUUUUAACUUGCACCACUAGAUAAAAUACAGCCUGCUGACAGCCAGCAGAGCGGAGAAUCACAAAUUCCCACACGUCAACAAUAUGAGCAAAUAGCUCAACAACAAGCUAUGGCUCAACAACAAGCCCUGGGUCAACAACUAGCCAUGGCUCAACAACUAGGCAUAGCUCAACGACAAGCCCUAGCUCAACAACAAGCUUUGGCCCAACAGCAGUUUUUGGCUCAACAAAUCUCGGCACAGCGACAAGCCGCGGCUCAGCAGCAAGCCCUAAACCAGCAACGGGCUUUGGCCCGACAACAAGCUUUGGCUCAACAGCAAGCUAUUGCCCAACAACAGGCUCUUGCCCAACAACAGGAACUUGCCCAACAACAAGCAGCAGCCCAACAGCAAGCCCCCCAACAACAACCCCCCACAACUCACCAACAGUAUGAACCCGCCCAACAACAAGAGCAACAACAGACCCCCGUCCAAACCCGUGAACAGUAUGAACGCCAACGAUAUGAACAAAUGAUGCUAGCCCAACAACAGGCCAGGGCCCAGGAACAAAACUACCCCCAACAAAACCAACAACCAUCCCACCAAGAAGCUGAGCCAGUCUCACAGCAACAGGAAAUGCCCCAGGCUCCAACACGGGAACAGUAUGAGCGAAUGAUGUUCGCACAACAACAGGCCUAUGCCCAACAACCAAGAUAUCCCCAACAGCAAGCCCUUCCCCAACAAACCCAAUCGCCGACCCAUGAACAAAAUGAACCAACGAAUCCUCAACAACAACAGUCUGCCCAACAAAACCCCCAGUCCUCUCCACGUCAGCAAUAUGAGCAAAUAAUCUUUGCCCAACAACAGCAACAAGCUUGGGCCCGGCAGCAAGCCCUUGCCCAGCAACAAUCUCUCGCUGAACAACGACUCAUUGCUCAACAGGCAUAUGCCCAACAACAAGCCUUUAUCCAAAAGCAAGCGUAUGCCCAACAACAAGCUAUUGCCCAACGACAAGCCCUUGCCCAACAACAGGCCCUUGCCCAGCAACAAGCAGCAGCCCAACAACAAGCCCCCCAACAACAACCCCCCACAACUCGCCAACAGUAUGAACCCGCCCAACAACAUGAGCAACGACAGACCCCCGUCCAAACCCGUGAACAGUAUGAACGCCAACGCUAUGAACAAAUGAUGCGUGCCCAACAACAAGCCAGAGGUCAGGAGCGAAACCAACAGCCAGAAGAUCAUGAACAAAAUCAGCAGCCAGCCCGCCAACAAGCUGAGCCAGAGAACCAGCAACAAGAAAUGCCACAGGCUACACCACGCGAGCAGUAUGAACGAAUGUUGGCCCAACAAGUCUUUGCCCAACAGCAAGCCCUUGCCCGGCAACAAGCCCUUGUCCAACAGCAAACGCUUGCCCAUCAACAGGCCCUGAUCCAACAGCAAACCCUUGCCCACCAACAAUCCCUGGCCCAACAACAAGCCCUCGCCCAGCAACAAGCCCUUGCCCAGCAAAUUUUCGCUCAGCAACGAGCGCUGGCCCAACAGCAAGCCGUGGCCCAACAGCAAGCCGUGUCCCAACAGCAAGCCUUGGCCCAACAGCAAGCCUUGGCCCAACAGCGGGGUCUUUUAUCCGUCUUUGGCUAUCCAGGCGUCCAACGUCCAGCCCAAGCUUCUGAUUCUGAUGAAAAAGAAGAAGAUCAAUCACAUGAGCCUUUAAGCUCCUACAUGCAGAAAAUCAGAUCCCAAAAUGUCAACGAAGAACCCCAGGAGGCAGUCUCCACUCCUUAUAGAGGUAAGACGACUCAGCUAUUGCACUCUGAAAGUAUGGGUUUCUGAACACACACACAAACACACACACACACAUGGGGCUAAAAAUUUGACAACCCAUGCAUAGGAUUAACGCUUUUUUUAUAAGAAUCCCCAUUUGUGAUUGCCCCCCCCCCCAAGGCUGGCUCGAAACGGCACUUUUUUUUCUUUUAUGCCGAAACGUCCUUGUUUUUUGUCCUGUUAGCUUAUUUCAAGCUUCCACAUACCUCGUUUCACUAUUUCAUUCAUUUACUUUUUUUUCUUCACGCCCCUGAACUGUAUUAAUAUUCUAAUUCCCACCCGCUUUUAAAUAGCGGAUUUAUUUCACCAACUAUUUCAGAAAAAACAAGAGAAAAAUAUUGCGCACCAAACGCACUUGCCAUAUUUAUUUUAAAGAAUGUAACUAUCGCAGUUAUCGGGAAUUUCAUUUUAGCUUCCCCUAGAAAAACAGGAAAGCUGACUUUGGGGGGCUGACAAUUUGAUUUGAAAGUGUUGUCGACGGCAACAAUUCUAAGUGCUAAGUUCCAGCUCGAUAGGUUGACGGGAAGUGGGUCAAUUAGCCAUCCGAAGAUUCUGACAGCCGGGCCACACGCAAACAAAAGCUAAGUUAAUAUAAAGGAUUUAAAAAUGUCCGUCCUUUGUUUAUUAAUUCUCUAAUACAUUUGGUUUUACAUUUAAUAUCUGAUUCCGUUUUCAUAUAUUUGUUCAGCUCUUGCUUCUGGCAAAGGUCCUGUAGGUAAGAAUCUAUAUGGCAUUCUUUGUCAAGUCUUACAUUUGGAAGGUGAUUUUAAGUAGGCGGAAUCAUGUUGGACUUGGGUAUCUGUGAACCUGAGUUUGAUUGUUUUUUUGUUUUUUUUUCAAAAGGGAUUUUGGUGUGCCUAAAAUUUGCGAGGAGGUCAUCACACUGGUCACACCUCUGACCGGGUACACGUUGACCAGUCUUAUUCAACGCAAGGGCUAAUUUUGUGCGUCAGAGUUUGGGGGCUGGUCAGCUUUCCUUUGGAAAACACUACAACGUUUUAUUCUAUUACGUAACAAAAUUACGUCUUUUUUUGGCAGACUUUUUGUUGUUGUUGUUUUUUGUUGACAAUAUUGUAUAAAUGUUGCUCAUGUCAAUCAGCUUGAAAUAAAGUCUUGCGUGGGGAGUUCACCAAAUAAGCCAAAACGUUAAACGUGCUUAUAGGUAGUUUAUUAUUUUGUCGAAAGCAUCGAAAGUAAUUUAUAGAUAUUUUAUUGCAGCCGUUCCCACCCCAAGCCUGGACAGCGCCAUGGCCAUCGAGGCCCGUCUAAGAGAGUUCAAGGAAGCUCUUAUCAAAAGUUUCUACAUGGACAUGUCCAGAUAGUAAGUCAGUGUGGUUUAUUCACAGUCAGUAUCCCUGCUCCCACGUCCAGGAAAUAAGUCACUAUGGUUUAUUCACAGCCACAUGCCUACUUCCAAGUCCCGAUUAGUAGGUCACCGUAUUUUAUUUAAAGCCAUUAGCCUACUCCCGUGUCCAGGUAGUAAGUCACCUCAGUUACAUCACAUUGUUAUAAACUCACACAAUAACUACGGUGAGUACACGUAGGUAACUAGUUGGAUGAUUAAAGACUAUAUUAAAUAAAGGGACGCAAGCACCACGCCCAUUUUACCAAAUUGAUCGUGAAUUAUUUACCUUGUUAUGCUAGACGAAUUUUUGUGGAUCUUCCACCCAUAAGAAACUUCUAUAAAUAGAAAGAUUAUUACAUUUUCAUUUUUUUUAAAAAUAGAGUUGUCAAAUCUUUUCAAAUUUAGAAAAGAGUGACCCCUAUAAAUCCAAUUUGUCAUGCUUACAGCUCCAUAGUAUAUACAAACAGGUCGGGCAGGAAACGAUAUCUGGGAAAGCUCUUAAGUCUUAAGUUACGGGUGCAACGCCUGGAUAUUAUGUUAACAUUUGAAAUACCCAUCCCCCCCCCCCCUGAGACAAACGGUCGACACGUAAGAGGGAAUUAAAGGAGCAACUUUUGGAUGGGGGAAGUUACAUCGUUUGACUUCAACCACUUCUGGUAUUACGGCGCCAUCUCCUGUUGUUACUCUGGUGUUGUUUUCUAACAAUUGAUUGCAGAUGGCGCCACGUCACAUACCACAAGGAUUAAUUUCCGGUGUUAUUAUUAAAAGUCAGAGAUUAAGGAGUAAAAAAACAACUAAACGUUCAACUGAAUCAUGUAAAUUUGUAAUGGUAACGAAGGGAUUCCUGUUUAAAACAGCCACCCCCGCCCAAAAUAAUUAAAUAAUCAUCACAUCAGAGAUUUCAAACUUUAUAGCACAGCACCCUGUAUAACGUGUCUAUGCUGGGAAAGGGAAGGGGGGUGGUGUUGAUUAGACUAAUUCUUUGAGUACUUGCUCUACUCCACUCAAUUGUCUUAACUCCAUUGCUUGUUUUUUUCCCCUUCCAGCCAAGAAAUGGGACAGUUCUUCCGCAGCCAGUUGACAGCCAAACUGAACUUGCUUCAGCAGGUUGAGUCCCAGCUCGCUGCGCCUCUCCGCAGCGCCCUUGCUGACCAAGUGACCAGUCCACGUCUCGGCGGCGCCAGCCCUUAUGAUCGUCAAUAAAUACGGGAGUCCAAACGAUUGACUCCGGCGGGAGGGGGGCCCCGAGGUUACAGGGAGACACAUCGGCAACGGAACAGCAAAAUGACCCCCCUCCCCACCAAAUCUUCUAAUUCCCAGAUACCAACAUACCUGAGUGUUGAGCAUUAAUAAUUGUCCUAAUUU